GCUCCCGGGACUCCUCCGGCUGCUCCGCGUCCCGGGCCCCGCUUGCCACUCCUGAUUGGCUGAGCUCCUGUCAGUAGUAAAAGAGGAUCAGAUAGCAAACUGGGGACCUUCAUAAAGGCGUGGUGGGGAUGCUCGAGGAGCGCGGGCAGCCUAUGACAUCAGCCGCGCACGCCUGGGAUGCCGCGGCGCCCCGCCAGACCCCGAGGAGGCGCAGGGUCCCGCCAGCUGAAAGUGGCGUAGCCCCGCGCGGCGAGGCCGCCACUUUUCUGGGGACUCUGGUUUCGGUCACUGGCUGCCACUGUACUCCUACCCGGGAGCGCUCGCGGAGAGUUGGAUGAAUUCUGGGUUGUUAACUGCGGUCAUCUGGGCUCCCGGGAGCCCGUACCUGGUGGAAGUCAGGGGCCAUCUGGCCAAGGGACCAGCGGCUCGCUGAGACUCAACAUGACACUCCUGGGGUCUGAGCACUCAUUGCUGAUUAGGAGCAAGUUCAGAUCAGUUUUACAGUUACGGCUUCAACAGAGAAGGACCCAAGAACAGCUGGCUAACCAAGGCAUCAUACCACCCCUGAAAAGCCCACCUGAAUUCCAUGAGCAAAGAAAACGUUUGGAUAGUGGCAAGGCUGAAGACACCCUGAAGCACAAGGUCAGAAACAGGUCCGACCGUGCAGACGUGGUGAAAAUGCACAUACUCCAAGGCUCCACUGCAGAGAGAUCCGUUCCAACUGCUCAGAUGAAGCUGAAAAGAGCCCGACUUGCAGAUGACCUUAAUGAAAAAAUUGCUCUCCGGCCGGGGCCCCUGGAGCUGGUAGAGAAGAACAUACUCCCUGUGGAUUCUGCUGUGAAAGAGGCCAUAAAGGGUAACCAGGUGAGUUUCUCCAAAUCAGCGGAUGCAUUUGCCUUUGAGGAGGACAGCAGCGAUGGGCUUUCUCCGGAUCAGACUCGAGGUGAAGACGUCCAGGGCUCAGCAGGAUCCCCCCCAGACAUGAAAGCUACAGAGACCCCUUCGGCGGGUCCUCGGGGCAAAACCCAGGAUCUUAUUUCUGGCUCAGAAAAUGAAAGGAAUGACUCGGCCCCCCAGCCCGGCAACCAGUCAGACCCGGGGAAGCAGGGGCUCGGCCCCCUGGGCAACCCCGUCCCUGUACACGCUGCUGUCAAGUCCAAGUCCUUGAGCGACAGUAAGAACCGCCACAAAAAGCCCAAGGACCCCAAGCCAAAGGUGAAGAAGCUCAAAUAUCACCAGUACAUCCCCCCGGACCAGAAGGCCGAGAAGUCCCCUCCGCCCAUGGAUUCCGCCUACGCCCGGCUGCUCCAGCAGCAGCAGCUGUUCUUGCAGCUGCAGAUCCUCAGUCAGCAGCAACAGCACUGCUUCAGCUACCCCGGGCUCCACCAAGCUCAGCUCAAGGAACCAAAUGAGCAGGUGGUCAGAAAUCCAAACCCUCCUUUAGCACCGCUGAGCAAUACCCCUUUGUCUCCUGCCAAAAACAGUUUUUCUGGACAAACUGGUGUCUCUUCUCUCAAGCCAGGCCCGCUCCCAUCCAACCUAGAUGAUCUGAAGGUCUCUGAGUUAAGACAGCAGCUUCGAAUACGAGGUUUGCCGGUGUCCGGCACCAAGACGGCCCUCAUGGACCGGCUUCGGCCCUUCCAGGACUGUUCUGGGAACCCUGUGCCCAACUUCGGUGACAUAACGACUGUCACUUUUCCUGUGACACCCAGCAACGCGCUGCCCAAUUACCAGUCCUCCCCGUCCACCGGCGCCUUGUCCAACGGCUUCUACCACUUCGGCAGCACGAGCUCCAGCCCCCCAAUCUCGCCCGCCUCUUCGGACCUGUCGGUGGCGGGGUCCCUGCCGGACACCUUCAACGAUGCCUCCCCAUCCUUUGGCCUGCAUCCGUCCCCAGUCCACGCGUGCCCCGAGGAAAGCCUCAUGGGCAGUCUAAACGGGGGUUCCAUCCCUCCCGAGCUGGACGGACUGGACUCCGAGAAGGACAAGAUGCUGGUGGAGAAGCAGAAGGUGAUCAACGAGCUCACCUGGAAGCUCCAGCAAGAACAGAGGCAGGUGGAGGAGCUGAGGCUGCAGCUGCAGAAGCACAAGAGGAGCAACUGUCCCGAGAAGAAGCUGCUGCCUUUCCCGGCUGCCCCCAUCAAGCAGGAAGACGCCACCUCCAGCUGUCCGUUCGCGUCCCCGCAAAUAGCUGUGAAAAGACAGAGCGCCUGCUCCGAGGGCCAGCCGCCGGCUCGUGAAGAUGCUCAGCUCCUGCCCCUCGGGAACGCUCACUGUGCGGAGCCCUCGGGUCAAACCAGCGUACUUUCUUCCACAUUCCUCAGCCCGCAGUGCUCCCCGCAGCAUUCGCCCCUCGGGGCUGUGAAAAGCCCGCAGCACAUCAGUUUGCCCCCCUCGCCAAACAACCAUUACUUCCUACCCACAUCUUCGGGCGCCCAAGGAGAAGAGCACAGGGUCUCCUCACCUGUCGGCAGCCAGGUGCGUACUGCACAGAACUCAGGGGCACGUGAGGGCCAUCCUUCAAGCUUCUCUCCCCAGCCUUCCAGCCUUCACCCCUCUUUCUCUGGAGCCCAGGCAGACAGCAGUCAUGGUGCCGGGGGCAACUCUUGUCCCAAAAGCCCAGGUGUACAGCAAAAGAUGGCUGGUUUACACUCUUCUGAUAAGUCAGGGCCAAAGUUUUCACUUCCAUCCCCAACUUUUUCUAAGUCAACUUCAGCAGUUUCAGAGAUAAGCCAGCCUCCAUCCUAUGAAGAUGCAGUAAAGCAGCAAAUGACCCAGAGUCAGCAGAUGGACGAACUCCUGGAUGUCCUCAUUGAAAGUGGAGAAAUGCCAGCUGACGCCAGAGAGGACCAUUCAUGUCUUCAAAAAGUCCCAAAGAUACCUGGGUCUUCUCGAAGCCCCACUGCUGCCCUCCCCGCCAAGCCCCCGGCUUCCUUUGAACCAGCCUCUGCAGGAGGCCAGCUCUCCUUCGAUCACUACGGCGCCGACAGCAACGAGCACCUUGAAGUCUUAUUAAAUUCCCAGAGCCCCUUGGGGAAGGUGGGCGACGUCGCCCUUCUGAAAAUCGGGAGCGAGGAACCCCCUUUCGAUGGGAUGAUGGAUGGAUUCUCCGGGAAGGCUGCGGAAGACCUCUUCAACGCGCACGAGAUCCUGCCGGGCCCCCUCUCCCCCAUGCAGACUCAGUAUUCACCCUCUUCCGUGGACAGCAGUGGGCUGCCCUUAAGCUUCACGGAAUCUCCUUGGGAAAGUAUGGAGUGGCUGGACAUCACGCCACCCAGCUCCACCCCGAGCUUCAGCUCCCUCUCCACCGGCGGCCCCAGCAUCUUCAACAUCGAUUUCCUGGAUGUCACGGAUCUCAAUUUGAAUUCCCCCAUGGACCUCCACUUACAGCAGUGGUAGAUGCCUGACGCAGCGUGCUACGGAAGACCAGUAGGAACCCGGUGGGGGAGAGCACACAACCGUAAAUACUUACAUUAUCCAAAAGAAGGAGGAGGGGGGUGGAGGAGGGGAAGGAGAAGCCGGAGAGAGUUAAAAAGAAGCAAUGGAGACUUCUGUGACAACGAACAAGAGCAAAUCGGAGUCUUUUCUAUAUAGAUAGAUAAUGUAAUAUUUACCAGCCUUCAGUGACAGUUCAUGAUUUCAGCAGUGCACUCAAAAAUAUGCUUUUUCAGACCAAGAAUGCCAAAAAAAAAAAAAAAAAUUCUUCCACUGCCUUUUCAAACACCAGUCUUUUUUCUAGCCCGUACUUUUUCUCAGGCAUCGUUGGGGCAUAAUCUCACUUUGUAAGCUUUUCUCAUGAAUCUAUUACACAUACCGUGGAAAGAAGAUGUAAGCUCUCUAGGGAGCACAGGGAAGCCAGUCCAUCAGAGGUGACGGAGGACGUACCCAUGACGGAAGCUGCUUCCUGUCUCUCCGUCACCUGGCUUUCAAAAUAGAAGUCAGGCCCAGUGUCAGGUUCUUAAGGCAGAACAGAGGGACAGGACCAAUCCAUUCCCAGGGGAGUGAAAUGAACUCAGCGUCCCUCAGCCGCAAAGCUGCCCCGUUGCGGUGGCCCCAAUUCUGUCCCACAACCGACCCACCUUUGGCCUCAAGAACCCCACCUAGAACUUCCCUCCUUCUCAACCAGUAGCGGAAUCAUUCCCACUGUCUCCGUGGUGAUAAGCGUUGUGAAACAGGUGAGAACCUUAAAGCAAAAAGAAAAGCAAAGCCUUCUGCCGCAGACAGUUCUCCAGCACAACCCCCUUUAGUGUCGAAGACUAGAGAGGACCACGCAGGCAGAGCAGAAGGACCUCCCUAGCCUCAGGAAGCCGCAUCAGAGGUCAUUCAGACAGGACUAGAGAACAUCGUUUCACGUGUCCUGGAAAUAAAUACCGUGGGUUACUAUAACAGGACGAUGACAGAAGUCAGGCUGCUUUUCUUGUUUUCUUAUUGGUGGGAGGUGGUCCACCUCUGCUUACCUUUCUCCCGCUCUGCUUUUCUUUCAAGAUAUCAGUCCUUUCUUGCUCCUCUGUUGGAGAUCGUUCCUUUUCUGCCCCACCAUCGGGAGAAGAGAACUUCUGCCUUCUAACCAGCUGUCAUACCCCUAAUAAAGCCAUAUGUUAAAAAGCUAAAAAAUCGAGGUUCUCCUGGAGAACUCAUUCUCCGGAUGCGUAAUCUGCUACAAAAGGAAGUCAAAAGAAUGCCCUCAGGAAGAAACCAAUGACUCGGCCCAUUAGUCGCAAAGCUGUCUCUACCCUCAUUUGAUUAAUAGCAAUCCCUGAUCUGGGUUGCUCUGGGGAAAUCGGAAAUCAUUAUAUAGUAAAGAUUAAUACGAAUCAUAGUUACAAGGAGAGAGUAUUUCAGGUCUGGGUUUCUGAAAGAAAACACAAUUGCACGUUGAAAAGGAUGGAAGGAGAAAAGACGACGGUCUCGUGUGCAUUCCUCAUUACCUCUUGUGCUUUCGCUGGGAACUGAAAAACUUAACUUGCAGGAUCGUCUCCCUAAGGCUCACUGUGGUUCCAGCUCACCGUUUCGUAGUGUUGCAUGCUGUAGAAAGUAGCUAUCGCUGUUUUUAUUUUUUAUUGAAAUCACUAAGGCACUGUUUUCUUCGUUUGUAAAAAAAAAAAAAAAAAAAAAUAUUGUUCACUGUGCACUUAUGGAGAAAAUAACCAAACAUGUUGUGAUUUUAGAAGUUCUCUUUUUGAAAAAAAAAACCAAAGAUUUAGAAGUCAUUCCAUUGUUAACUUGUAAACGUGUGUGAACACAGAGUGUUUUUGCUGACUGCUACUCUGAGAGCUGCCAGAUCUAAUUGGGGGGUGAGGAGGGAAGGAGAGGGAUAUACACACACACACACACACACACACAUACAUGUGUGUAUAGAUAUAUACAUAUGUAUAUGUGUGUCUAUAGGUAUGUGUGUAUAUAUGUAUCCAUAUAUACACAUACAUAUGUACAUAUACAUACACAUAUGUGUAUGUGUGUGUAUCUUCAAGGCAGUGUUAGAGUUCUAUACCAAAAGCCUUUAAGCCUCCAUCUGCUGUGAAAUGAUCUUGCCGUUUCUCACUGCGAGUUCCUGAUUAAUCACCCAGAUUACACGUUGCCUCUCUGUUUAUGACUCAUGGCUCCAACCCAAUGACUCACAGCCACCUGCUUACCAUGAACAAGCGCGUCUUGACUGUGAUGUGAAAAGACGGAAGAGCAUCACCGUUGGUCGCUGGAAAGGGUACUGCCAUCUCUCACGGGAGAGCACCAGUGGAAGAUGACAGUUGUUUUACAUUCCUCCAUCUGCGUUGUGCUUUAAAAGAGCCACACGGUACACUUUGCUUUUAUCAGAACCAAACAUCCAGAGGGGAAGAUUGCCAGUCUCUUCUUUGACAAUGAAGCUAUGGAGAAGAAAACCUUCGUGACACAUUCCUCACGUUUGUGUGUUCCUCAGACGUCAAAGUUGUAUUCAGAUCUUGAUAAAGCUCACUGGUCCGUCCAUUUCUCCUAUGCCACGUUGUGUGAUUUUUUUUAAUGUUAUUUUUGUCCCCCUUCCUUUGGAAAACAAUCGCACAGCAAUCUCUGAGACUCUGGUCUGAGUGUCAAUUAUUUUUUCCUUUGGGUAUUUCUGUCUGAAGUGCUAGACUUGGUUAGGAGGCCCCUAUCUUUGUAAGACUGUGCAUUUUCAUUGGGAUGUUUUUAGGAUAUUAUCAGGCACUGACAUAUACGCCUCACAGUGAAGACAUUCGCUACUACAGACCAACACACGACCCAGAGCAGACUCCUGGAUCGUUGUUUUUAACCUCCUCCCACAGUCUUCACCCGCCAUAUUCACUGUCUCUUCGUAUAUCAGAUAUGAUAUUUGCAAGACAAAACUGAGGAUAAUUGGGAGGAGGUUGAGGAUUUUUUUUUUUUAAGUUCUUUUAAA
Messenger RNA from Orcinus orca (killer whale), 6388 nucleotides. It is a transcript of the gene MYOCD, whose product is annotated as myocardin. The record is from RefSeq and is a predicted model, not a curated record. The transcript has 14 exons. Gene Ontology annotation, biological process: cardiac muscle cell differentiation; smooth muscle cell differentiation. Lineage: Eukaryota; Metazoa; Chordata; Mammalia; Artiodactyla; Delphinidae. The coding region runs from base 442 to 3399 and encodes 985 amino acids.